This is a messenger RNA of Hemiscyllium ocellatum (epaulette shark), 1645 nucleotides long. It is a transcript of the gene glt8d1, whose product is annotated as glycosyltransferase 8 domain containing 1. Lineage: Eukaryota; Metazoa; Chordata; Chondrichthyes; Orectolobiformes; Hemiscylliidae. Gene Ontology annotation, cellular component: Golgi apparatus. Gene Ontology annotation, molecular function: glycosyltransferase activity. The transcript has 10 exons. Bases 97 to 1182 code for a protein of 361 amino acids. The record is from RefSeq and is a predicted model, not a curated record.
UCUCGUGUUGAGUUGGCAGUUGGCUUGUUAAAGUUCGUGCUUUCGAGGUGAUAUCGAUCUAAACGAUGUGAACUGAAGUUGUGGCAGGAAGUCAAAAUGCCUUUCAGGAAAGCUCAUAUCCUCAUUAUUCUACUUGUUGCAAUUGUGCUUUUGAUAGUUAUGCACCAUAAUCUAUUCAAUGCUAAUGACCUAUUGAGGAAGGAGAAUUCAGAUUCAAAAUAUAAUGGAGUACGGAGGAUUGCACAAGAGAGAACUGGUGAAGAGAUUCCAAUUCUGAUCCCAGCUGUGGAGGAGCGACUUGGAGGCGUAAUAGCAGCUAUAAAUAGUAUAUAUAGUAACACCAGGUCAAAUGUGAUCUUUUAUGUAGUUACGACAAAUGACACCAUUGAUCAUUUAAGAGCUUGGCUUCAGAAGGAAGAACUGAUGGGUAUAAAGCAUAAAAUUCUUAGAUUUGAUCCUCGUGUUCUGAAAGGCAAGGUACAAGAUGAGGGUGAUUCAACUGAAAUAAAACCAUUGACUUUUGCAAGGUUUUAUCUACCUAUUUUGAUUUCUGGCACAGAGAAAGUCAUUUACCUGGAUGAUGAUGUGAUUGUGCAAGGAGAUAUCCGUGAACUUUAUGACACUGAGCUGAAGGCAGGUCAUGCUGCAGCAUUUUCUGAAGAUUGCGAUUCUGUAUCUUCAAAGGUGUUGGUUAGAGGUGCUGGAAGUCAGAACACUUAUUUGGGAUUCCUUGAUUAUAAAAAAGAAACCAUUAGGAAACUUGGUAUGAAGGCAAGCACAUGCUCCUUUAAUCCUGGUGUUUUUGUAGCUAACCUCACCGAGUGGAAGCAGCAGAACAUCACAGAGCAGCUUGAAAGGUGGAUGGAAAUCAAUGUAGUGGAGAACUUGUAUGGUGGUGCUCUGGCUGGCAGUGUUACAACACCCCCCAUGCUCUUGGUGUUCUAUAAACAAUACUCUUCCAUUGAUCCAUUAUGGCAUGUGAGGCAUCUUGGGUCUAAUGCUGGUACCAGAUAUUCAUCGCAUUUUAUUAAAGCUGCCAAGUUGCUUCAUUGGAAUGGACGUUUCAAACCAUGGGGGCGUACCUCUUCUUACAGUGACAUUUGGGACAGAUGGUACAUUCCAGACCCCACUGGACAAUUCCACCCAGUACGUAGACAUGCAGAGGAUGAAGAAGCUCAUUAGAAGAAAACAACAAAUGUGACUUUUUAAUCAUUAGCUUAGUUUGUACAAAAGUACCACCACUCAGGAAAUUGAGAUUCAAUUCAUUCUAAUUGUGCAUUCAGAUUGUUUCAUUUUUUAGGCUGUAUUUAAAUGCACAACAAACGAGACCACAGAUUUUACCGCUAUGGAGAAAACUGAGGACUUUUAGUCAUUCCUGAUCCUCGUAAAAUAAGAUGUUCAAAUCCUGUGUAAGCCUGGAUGAAAUAAUACGUGUGGUCUUACCUGAGCCCAGGUAAGACCACACGUAUUAUUAAAUAUUUUAAUAUUGAUCAUUGAUUCAUUCGGUCUCGAUUAAAUCACUUUUACUUAUAUAAAUUUGCAUGCUUGCAGUUGUUUCAUUCCAAAAUAACUGCAACAUCAUGAAACAAUUAUAAAGCAAAUGAAAACUUAACCAGGAACUGAAAUUUCUUCAAACUUGUAUUAA